ACAAGUUCGCGUGGACACACUAAAUGGCUAUUCAUGCAACCUUUUCGUCUGUGUCCCAUGCGUGCCCCGUUGAGCUAGAGAGACACCGAAUCUUCUCGCAUUUAUGCCAAUGAUGGGUCUUUCUUUGAAGCUCACAUUCACGUAGAGAUUGUGACGUCACGAAUUAGGGGCACUAGAUCGAGUGGCUCAAAUUUUAGGUUUACAAUCUUCGUAACUGUAUGAGUUAAGACACGGUAACAAUUGGAAAAUCGAACUAUCAAGUAUUCUCAGUCAACAACGAGGGAAACCGGGUACUAUAUUCUGAGAGAUGAGUGAUUUGUACUGGAUUAUAGGCUGUAGUGCUGGCGGCGGUUUGCUUCUUAUCAUUUUUAUCGUUAUCGUCACAUGUAUGAUCUGCAAGAAAAAGAGAAGACGCAAGAGGGACAAUGAAGCAAAUUGGCAAGCCCAUACACAAGAGAUCGAUCUCGAGGGAGAGGACGGUCCACUCGCCAAGAGACACUCAGACGGCCUGUGUAAGGAUACUCUGACAAGAGCAAAGGUUUCCACAAGAGCAAGCAUACAGUCAGAUGAAAUUAAGUGGCCGGAAGGCCAGAGACUCCCACAGCACCGGCCCCUCACGGAAGAAGAGCUACACCAAGACGGUAAUGAUAGGGUCUUCGACACGAAGUCAAAUGAGACGCAUAAAGGGAUACUAGUGAAUGGUGUCGAGCAUGCUCGAAGUGAGAAUGAUGUUCGGACUGUUCGCACAAUCGAUGUUACGAUAAAGAAAAAGAGCAAGAGAUCAAAUACAAAGUCGCUGUCUUUUGACGAUGAGGUGGGAGUAAUGGGAGAGUCCCCUAAGCGUCCCGUGGCAAGAAAAAGGUCGUCAUCUGUACCCCCAGCUUUGGACAAGCAAGCAGGUGAACAUGACCUCGAUCAUGAUGUAUGGAAGGAACCUUUAACGCUACCCGAACCAGACUACCCGGCUGACACGGAAAAACCAGAAGAAAAGCCUCUUUCUUUGUACGAGGUGGAUGAGAAACGUAAAGAGUCGAUGAACAAAACAGCGAAUAACGUUGACCUUCAAGACACGAAGAAAGACAAUAUGUCUUAUUCCACAACAGUGCUUGUACACCAGGUGCCUAAUGAAGCCUUCCCGCCCCCUGAUUACCCGGAUAUUCAAAACACACAAGGCGCAAACUCUCCCAAUCACAAUGCGGAGAGAAUCGAGAACCCAUCGACUUCUGAGUCUCCAAGUGCUGAAGAAGAGAGUUUGAGUGGAUCGAGCGGGACGCGGAAGAAUAGCUUUGCCGACCCGUCAGAUUCGGGUGUGGACAGUGAAGGCUGCGACGCUCUGUCUAGACAUGGGGAUGAGGCAGAUGAUGAGGACGAUGCACUGCUCACGAAGGUGGAGGUGAACUUUUGCGAUCUAAAGAAGGAGAGGCCGGACGUUGUUAAUACUCCUGCUAUGUCGAUAAACAAUAAUAAGCCAAUCACUGUACAGAUUCCAUUCGGUGCGGCUAACCUAUCCAGCCAGUAUGAUCAUCGGUUGCAGUCUAACGAACCUACCAGCGGGUACAAAGAAGUGGAAGAGCUGAGCAACAAGAAGAACCUCCAGGCCAAGUCCUUUACAAAUCAGAGCUACAUCCCCAAGGAGAUCGAGAAGAGUCCCAAUGAGUUCUCCGUAGCCCUACGCUCUGUAUCUCACAACACUACAAAAGAAGACAGUAUCCUCAAGGAAAAAAAUGAGGUCAAUAAGCUUCGGGACAACCUUAAAAGCCUUCCCACGUUUACUUUUAAAGAUACAAAGGCAGAGACGGUGACAUUUGAAAAGCCGUUUCUGAAGAAGGCGCCGGAGCAUAAGCCUCUAGUUGAAGUGGAAGCACCUCAAUUCCCGAAGUUGCAUCACGUUGAACUUCCCCAGACGGAGAAAAAGGUCGAUGAGACGCCAAGAUUCGUACAACCACUCUUGAAGAAAACGACAGUAAACGUGAAAGGACCCGACCAAAAAGACAAGGCGGAGCCAGAACCUCUGCAUCUACCAAAACUGCAUCACGUAGAGACCCCUAAUAAGGACACAACCCAAACGGAACCUGAUCCAAGUCCUCCGAUCAACGUCAGUGCAGGCAUUAAGAGGUUUCAACCGGGUCAGGAUCCAGUGUCCAAGCCUGGGCAUGCAGUACAAGACACUGAAACUACGAUCACAAAGAAACCGAGUUUCAAUCAGAAAGGGAACAAGGCAACAAAAAGCCCUCUUGAGACUCUAAUGAAGCCUGAUACUCCGAAGGUAAAUGAGCUUAAGAUGGAAAACGCAAAUCUAACCGAGUCAAGCGGGACACAUACCAAGAAAAGUUCUUCUGGGACAACUUCGGCAAGCAUCGUCGCCAAUGUCAUCAAAGAACGCAAUACGCACCCGGCAAAUAGAGUAAUGUUGUCUGAUAAGUCUCCGGAGUUUGGUAGAAUCAAGCUGAAAAGCGUCCCAAAGGUUGAUGACUUCAGAAUAGAAGAACCGAGGAAACAACAGAAUAUUCAAGCCACACCCAAGCAGCAAAGUCAUCUUCAAAACACGGCAGGAAAUAGAGGUUACAUUUCCGGGAUGCCACAUAUUCCACCGCCGUACCAAAAGGAAAACAACUAUCUAUCAAUGGAUAAAAGGACCGAAGGCGUUAAGUAUACGGGACCAAAAAACAACAUGAAGACUGAACCUAUUGUCUCACCAUCGAUCCCUAAAAACACUGUUUCGACGAGCUGCCCAGGGAACCCACCCUCAAUUCUGAAGAAUAGUUCAGCCGUCCCUCCAAAUGGACUUCCAGAAUCUAAGCCAGCGCCCAUUCCUGUAAUACCCGAGGCCCCUGUAUUCGACCCCAAACCACGCACACCAACAGUGUCAAGAAAAACCUCAAUGAAACUAACGGCGGAGGAGCACUUACAGUUGGAAGAAGAGAGGAAGAAGAUGUGGAAGAAAGAGCAAGUUGAGCAAAAACUUCGUGCACGUUUAGAUAGCAACAGCAAAGUCAUUAUACAGGCGUCUGGACUAGCGUAUAAGGACUGUAUGCCGGAGCUGUUCACGAAGAUCAAGCAAAGAGGGUCGACAUCCAGUGACUUGGAGUCGGGGGACGAAUCCCAGGUACUGGUCAAGUAGAGUAGCUGAAGAUUUCGUACUGCAAUGUAUGCUUAUGUUGUAAGACUUCUAGAUGUAAUGUAGCAGGGUCAUGAGGGUACGAGGGGGAUUUACGGGGGCUGAUUCCCGAGUACGGGUCAAGUGGAGAAGCCGAAGUAUUCCUACUAGGAAGUAAGACAUAUAGCCUUUGUUUAUUACAUAAACUUUGCAUUACAUUAUUGGGCGUCUAGAUGUAGUAUAUCCGGGUUUAUAGGGGAGUGGUUUGUACGGGGAAGGUAUCGAUAUACAGUAAUUCGGUGUGUGGGGAUGGUUCCAAGAGAGUGACGGAAUAAGACUACUAAAUAUGAGGCUUGAAGUGUCUUCAUCAGAGUGGAUGGGUGUGUGGUUUAUAGGGGAAGGUAUCGAUGUCCAUAAUUGUAGGUAGUAAGGUAGCUAAAGUGUUCGUAUUAAGAAGUAAGACUGGGGAAACCUUGUCGUCAGGGUAGGUGGGUAUGUAGGUAGCUGAGUGAACGGUAAGGUAUCGAUGUUUAGUGCUCUGGAAUUUCAGGACAAGGACAUUCUUAUGGAUUGUGUAAAUAACGAUACUUACGAAAACAAUGCAGCAGUUUGAAUCUUCUAUACAAAAGAUAUUUAUAUAACACUUUCUACUCACAUAUGUCACAUACGGUAUGUCAAAAUGCAAGAAAUUAUUCUUAAAAAAAGCCAUAUUUUGCACCUUGAUAACCACCAUACUACGUUGUGAAUUAUUUUUGUAAAUUUUAGAAACCAGAAUUUUAUCAAAUUAUAUAAGAUCGAUGGACAGGAUGGAUUUCAGCCUUAGAAGUAGCGAAUUAGAUAAAUAUAUCUAGAAUAAGGAUGUGAUGAAAAUACGAUGUUUUGAAAACAGAAAAAGAAAUACAACUUUUAUAUCCCUCGAGAAUACUACUUUGCUUGUUAUGUCUAUAUUCACGUAUUAUGGCUACAGUGGAACGAUUUCUAUUAACGGACACUUUCCAAGAUUUAAUCAAACCUCCAUUUAGCGAACACCUCCAUGGAUAGACAGAUUUUCCGUCCCGAGGGUGUCCGUUAUAUAAAAGUUCAACUGUAUUCCUUAAUGAUAUAAAUAGAAAUACCAAAGCAUGUAACAAUAGACAAGUUCAACCAUACACAGUUCAGAAACUAGAUAGUUACACUUUUAUACGAUAUGACUUCAGACGAAGAUAAUUAAAAUUAACUCACAUGCA
Molecule: messenger RNA, 4323 nt
Organism: Nematostella vectensis (starlet sea anemone)
Lineage: Eukaryota; Metazoa; Cnidaria; Anthozoa; Actiniaria; Edwardsiidae
Product: triadin
Exons: 3
Coding region: 308-3121 (937 amino acids)
Source: RefSeq, a predicted model, not a curated record